Molecule: messenger RNA, 3796 nt
Organism: Enhydra lutris kenyoni (northern sea otter)
Lineage: Eukaryota; Metazoa; Chordata; Mammalia; Carnivora; Mustelidae
Product: FLT3 interacting zinc finger 1
Exons: 2
Coding region: 1175-2749 (524 amino acids)
Biological process (GO): regulation of transcription by RNA polymerase II
Cellular component (GO): nucleus
Molecular function (GO): DNA-binding transcription factor activity, RNA polymerase II-specific; RNA polymerase II transcription regulatory region sequence-specific DNA binding
Source: RefSeq, a predicted model, not a curated record
ACUCGGGGCCUCAGUCCCAGAGCCGACUUGGGGGGGGGGCGGGAAGCCCUGCAGGCGACUUGGUGGGAAGGAGGCGGGGCUUCGUGGUGGCAGGGGCGGAGCAAUAGCAGGGAGGAGCUUCCUAGUGGGCGUGGCUUAGAAUGGAAAUGGGCUGGGCUUGAAGGAUGGAAGAGACCUACUUGGAGCUGAGUGGGGAAAUGGGGCUCUAGGCGAAGGUGGGCGCAGCUUAGGGUAGAAGGGGAGUAGCUGGUCUAAGAGUAGGCACGGUGAGGUGAUGGGAUUGAGGUGUGCAGUUUGGCGAGUCUUAGUGGAAAUAAUAAGCCUUCAUAAUGUAAGUGCGGUGACUUAGGGGGGGAGGGGCUCCCAGGGGAAGGCUGAGAACAAGGGGUUGAGGGGAGGGUCUUGCAAAGGACGGGGCUUCCUUCCAGGCUAGGUUUCAAGGAAAAACGAGUGAGUGGCGUUUUGGAGGCAGACCUUAGCGGAGAAGAAAGAGAUGGUGGGACGUAGGAAGCUCAGAUAGCGGUUAGUAGUAAUCAGAGCAGCUUGCCUGUAGAGCCCUUGCUGUGUGCCCUGCCUGAGUGAGCGCGCGGUGUGCACUGCCCCAGUUUUGCUUAGUCCUCACCUCCGCUCCCUGAGGUAGGUACUCCCGUUCUCCCGCACUUGCACAUGGACAGAGGCAGGAGGUUCCAGGACCGGUUAUGGUCGCCCUGAAAGGUUGACUCAAGUGCACUUGGCCCCAAAUCUCUGUCCUCUCCUUCCCUAGGAAUGUGAAUCUUUAUCUGAAGAUGAUCUUCCCUCUUGAAGAAGAGUGGGAGGGCCUUUCAGAGGGGAAGGGUCUUGUCGAGGAAUACGAGAGGCUUCGGGCACAGUGUGGGGACUUUGGGAGGAGUAGGUGGGGCGAACAGUGGGCGGGGUUUAGAGAGGAGUGGGGAGUCCAUCGGAAAAGAAGGGGAGAGGCUUAAAAACGGCCCAGUAGAGUAGAAGCCACCUGGCGCUGAUUACGAAGAUUGCCAGAGGAGCGGGAGAAGGGUUUGUAGGAGAGUGGGAGGGGCUUACAGGAUGGUGGGUGUGGCUUGGAGGGAAGUGGGAAGGGUUUCCAGGGGACAGAGGGUGGGUGUGAGUCCAGGGAGCCUGAUGGAGAGGGCUCCUGGGACGCUGACUCCACCUGCCCUCCAUGUCUCCUCCCUGCUCCAGAGAGAGCCUCCAUUCGCCACUGCCUUCCCACCACGCCAUCAUGGCUGAUACCCCGCUGCCAGUGCCCCCGGUCCCUGCCCCGGCCCCGGCCCCAGCUCCUCCCGCUGCUGCUCCCCGGGUUCCGUUUCACUGCAGUGAGUGUGGCAAGAGCUUCCGCUACCGCUCGGACCUUCGGCGUCACUUCGCCCGGCACACUGCCCUCAAACCCCACGCGUGUCCACGCUGUGGCAAGGGCUUCAAACACAGCUUCAACCUGGCCAACCACCUGCGUUCGCACACCGGCGAGCGGCCCUACCGCUGCUCUGCCUGCCCCAAAGGGUUCCGAGACUCCACCGGCCUGCUGCACCACCAGGUCGUCCACACUGGCGAGAAGCCCUACUGCUGCCUCGUCUGUGAGCUCCGCUUCUCCUCGCGCUCCAGCCUGGGCCGCCACCUCAAGCGCCAGCACCGCGGAGUGCUCCCGUCCCCGCUGCAACCUGGCCCAGGCCUGCCGGCCCUGAGCGCGCCCUGCUCCGUCUGCUGCAAUGUGGGGCCCUGCUCAGUGUGCGGGGGCGCGGGGGCCGGUGGUGGCGAGGGCCCAGAGGGGGCAGGUGCGGGCCCGGGCAGCUGGGGGCUGGCAGAGGCCGCCGCCGCGGCCGCCGCCGCCUCGCUGCCCCCCUUCGCGUGUGGAGCCUGCGCGCGGCGCUUUGACCAUGGCCGCGAGCUGGCGGCCCACUGGGCGGCGCACACCGACGUGAAGCCCUUCAAGUGCCCGCGCUGCGAGCGCGACUUCAACGCCCCCGCGCUGCUGGAGCGGCACAAGCUGACGCACGACCUGCAGGGCCCGGGCGCGCCCCCCGUGCAGGCCUGGGCCCCGGGGGCCAGCGCGGGGCCCGACCCGGCCGGCGACGUCAGUGGUGCGGCGGAGGCGGGCGAUGCCCAGGCGGCCUGGGACGGCGGGCUGCUCCUGGGCCGCGCCGGGGGCGGCGUGCCCGAGCUCGCGGGGCUGCUCCCGGAAGGCGGCGGGGAGGCUCCUGCCCCAGCGGCCGCGGCCGAGGCGUCGGAAGACACCCUGUACCAGUGCGACUGCGGGACCUUCUUCGCGUCGGCCGCGGCGCUGGCCAGCCACCUGGAGGCCCACUCGGGCCCCGCCACGUACGGCUGCGGCCACUGCGGGGCCCUGUACGCGGCGCUGGCGGCCCUGGAGGAGCACCGGCGGGCGAGCCACGGCGAGGGCGGCGGAGCAGAGGCGGCGCCCGCGGCCUCGGAGGGGGAGCCCGCGUCCGGCGAGGCCGCGUCCGGCUCCGGCCGGGGCAAGAAGAUCUUCGGCUGCUCCGAGUGCGAGAAGCUGUUCCGCUCGCCGCGCGACCUGGAGCGCCACGUGCUGGUGCACACGGGCGAGAAGCCGUUCCCGUGCCUCGAGUGCGGCAAGUUCUUCCGCCACGAGUGCUACCUCAAGCGCCACCGGCUGCUGCACGGCACCGAGAGGCCCUUCCCCUGCCACAUCUGCGGCAAGGGCUUCAUCACGCUCAGCAACCUCUCGCGGCACCUGAAGCUGCACCGCGGCAUGGACUGACGCCGCAGGCCGCCCUGCUGCCCUGCCGCCCCGCCUCGGGGGCCGCACUCGGGGCCCGGGGAUCUGCACUCAGGGCCCGGGGCCAGAUCCCCGGGCCCCGCCAUCAGGGGACCCUGGCUGGAGCUAAGGGGCCACCAGACACUUGCACGGGCCCCUGAGCUGGGGGCAGCAAACAAACCGGGGAGACUCCUCAGCUGCGAGGUCCGGGACCUAGGAAGAGACUCCUGAGCGCCCCGAAAUCAAAAGGCCUCCCCGAGUGCUGGGGACGUAGCAAUGAGAUGUGGGUGUCUGCAAGUACUUCUCAUCUUGAGGACCCUAGUGAUAAGAGAUGGGCAUCCUUCCCCCAAGGAAGACUGCCCCUCUCCCCAAGAGCCAUCAUUCCCAACGACCUUGAUCUGGAGAAUGUGGGGGAACCAUGUCCCUGAAUUUCCCUGGAUCCCCCCAAAUGCUACCCACCAGUCACUGGUGCCCUCCAAAAAUGGAUAGAGCCGAAAUCUGCCUUCCCCCCCACCCACCCCAUUUCAUUCCUUAUGCUGAAAGAGGACCAGGGUAGAUGCCCCUGCCCUGAAAACCCCUCCCCCAAUUAGGUCUCCCUCCCCCAGGGCAGAAUGGAUCCACCCUAAUGAUCUUCCCCAUCCCAAACACUAGAAUAGGCUGGUUUGAAAUCCCUCCUGCCCAGUAGAAUGAACUGAAUCAGAUACACACCCCUGUCCACUGGAAUGGGCUGGUCUAGACUGUGGCCUGUACCCCACCCUCCGUAGGCCGAUAUGGCAGACACUCCUCCCUCCCUCUAGAGUGCCGGCCAGUCCCCAUCAUUCCCUAUCUGAACUCAUCCGAGUGGGAAGUGGUGGACUCUGGGGCUUUCCUCCCGCUCUGCUGUAGCACCUGUCUUUCCAUCUCUGUUGGUUUGUCUGUCUCUGUGUUCCCUCUCAACCCCAAGGGGAAGGGGGGCUUGGCUAGGGGGUUCCCCCCUGUGAGCCUCGACCUUGCCCCUCAUCCCACUCCCUAAUGUCUCCAGGGCCCCAAUAAACCUUGUCCUGUCAGUCA